AGAGUUUAACCGACCCAACAUUUAAGAUUUAAAUUAUACAGGCCCAAGUUGAUGACCUGUCAUUAGAAAGGGGAGUAAUAUAACUAGAAAAUAACAUUUCCUUAAUUUCAAUCAAGUCAUUACCUAUAAUAUCCUAUCCUAUACCUAUUAUCACUUUCAAUAAUUAGGGUAAACUACAUAGCAUAAGUUGCCACAUUGCACACCUACCACAAACUAGUAAACCUACACACCUCAAAUACAUACAACACAGAAUUUAUAGCAUAACGCCAUAGAUAUUCAUAUCAUGUCUGUCUCCAUCCAAAAUAGAACUAUAGAAUUUCAACAAUGUGUGUCAACGUAUGAUAAGAUAAACAAAAAGCAAAGACAUGCUCAAGGUUUAGGAGGCACACCGUCAUCCAACAUCCCACCCAAGAAGUCACAGUUUAGUCAACAAGCAAGUAUUAUAGCCAAGGAUAUUUCUCACGUUACUGAAUUGUUGAGUAAAUUAGCAUUAUUAGCAAAACGUAAACCAAUCUUUGAUGAUAAACCUAUUGAAAUUGGAGAAUUAACCUAUGUUAUCAAACAAGAAAUCUUUAAGAUUGAAACUAACAUUCAAAAUUUACAAAAGUUUACUAAAGGUGACCAUUCGAUUCAAAUCGAUUCCCAAAUUUCUCAAUAUUCUAAGAAUGUGUUGAAUUUGUUGAAUUCGAAAAUGAAGAAUAUCUCUGGAGAAUUCAAAAAUGUUUUGGAAAUUAGACAACGUAACGAGAUUGCCAAUAAGAAUAGAACAGAGAAUUUCUUGUCAAGCUCAGUUUCUAGUCGGGGUGCCCUGCCAAUGUUACAUAAUGAAAACCCAUUUGCAUCAAGUUCAAGUUUAAAUAAUUCACCAUUCGAUCCAGACAAGGCAAUUACCAGUAGCACUGAUACUGAUCUAGUCUCUUCUCCUUAUGGGAAUAGUGGAGAAUACUUGACAUUACCUAAACAAACCCAACAAAUGCUAUUGAUGGAAGAACAAUCUACACAAUACCUUCAACAAAGAAACCGUGCAGUUGAAACUAUAGAAUCUACUAUAAACGAAGUAGGGAACUUGUUUCAACAAUUGGCCACCAUGGUUAGUGAACAAGGUGAACAAAUUCAAAGAAUUGACGAAAAUGUUGAAGAUAUUAGUUUAAAUAUUAGUGGUGCUCAAAGAGAAUUAUUAAAGUACUAUGCUAACAUUACCAGUAAUCGUUGGUUAUUCUUGAAGAUUUUUGGUGUCUUGAUUAUAUUCUUCUUUAUCUGGGUUUUAGUUAGUUAAAAGUGGGGUAUUAUCGGUUGAAUUUUUUUUUUUUGCAAUUAGAAUAUGUAGAUAUGUUGGGAAUACUGCUUUAACACAUAAUAUAUAGAAAAGGUUGUUUAUGAGAGUAUAUCCUUAAUAAAAUUGAUACCAUAAGU
This is a messenger RNA of Spathaspora passalidarum NRRL Y-27907, 1413 nucleotides long. RefSeq names its product t-SNARE syntaxin. The transcript has a single exon. The coding region runs from base 284 to 1276 and encodes 330 amino acids. Gene Ontology annotation, molecular function: SNAP receptor activity; SNARE binding. Gene Ontology annotation, biological process: intracellular protein transport; vesicle fusion; endoplasmic reticulum to Golgi vesicle-mediated transport. NCBI's taxonomy places the organism in Eukaryota, Fungi, Ascomycota, Pichiomycetes, Serinales, Debaryomycetaceae. The record is from RefSeq and is a predicted model, not a curated record. Gene Ontology annotation, cellular component: SNARE complex; endomembrane system; Golgi membrane.